Messenger RNA from Labrus bergylta (ballan wrasse), 2402 nucleotides. NCBI's taxonomy places the organism in Eukaryota, Metazoa, Chordata, Actinopteri, Labriformes, Labridae. The record is from RefSeq and is a predicted model, not a curated record.
CCGCAGCCGGCGCCGCCUCACAGCUGCAUCCUGUAGCUCACUGACACAGGAGUGUGCUGCUCAAAGGUGAUUUUACUCCACUCACCUUCCUCAGGAAAAUGUUUUCUGUCAUGUAAGACGCUUUAACUUAAACACGACGUAGAAUUUUAUGAAUAGAAGUAAAAAAAAUAAUAAUGUGAAAUAAUUUAUUAGAUGUUUUAACGUCAAAGUGAAACAUGGUGCCAUUAAAGAGAAGAAAAGUCGUCCCAUCACCUACUGGGAGUACUGGGACUGACUGCAGCAGUGGAGAUAAUGUGAAGUUUCCUCAGUUCAUUUUAUUCCUGUUGGAAAGAAAAAUGGGAGCCAGUCGAAGAAGGUUUCUGUCUCAGCUCGGCACAAAGAAAGGAUUUCAGGUGGAGGAAAAGUUCAGUGAGAGUGUCACACAUGUCAUAUCUGAGAGUAACUCGGCUGCUGAGGUCAGGACCUGGCUCGACUCACAGGCCGGAGCUCACACACCUUCAGUUCACCUGCUGGACAUCAGCUGGUUCACAGAGAGCAUGAGAGCGGGACGUCCUGUUCAGAUACUCCACGGGCAUAAACUUCAGGAGCAGCAGACGUGUGAAGCUGAGGUGUUGCUGUUCUCCGUCCCGAGCUACGCCUGUCAGCGGAGAACCACUCUGCAGAACCAGAACGCCGUCCUCACCGACGCUCUGUCUCUCCUGGCUGAAAACGCCGAGCUCAGCGACGAGGAGGGACGAGGCGUGGCGUUCCGCCGGGCCGCCGCCGUGCUGAAGUCUCUCCCCGAGCCGGUGACGAGCAUGACUCAGCUCAGAGGGCUUCCCGGUCUGGGAGAUCACUCGCUCAGAGUCAUUAAAGACGUUUUGGAGAAUGGAGCUUCAAGCGAGGUUGAAUCUACAAAGCGGUCUGAGCGGUAUAAAGCGCUGAAGGUUCUAACUGGUAUUUUUGGAGUCGGGUCAAAAACGGCGGACCGAUGGAUCAGAGAUGGGAUACACGACCUCCGACAGUUAGGAGAUUCAGCGCACACACUCAAUCGAGCGCAGCAAGCAGGUCUGGAGCACUACGACGACCUGAACCAGCCGGUCACUAAAGCAGAAGCCGACGCCAUCGGAGAGAUCGUGGAGGCAGCUGUUGUGUCUGUGUUACCUGGAGCUCGGAUGACUCUGAUUGGAGGAUUCAGGAGGGGAAAGCAGACUGGCCACGAUGUAGACUUCCUGAUCACUCACCCAGAGGAGGGCAGAGAGGUGGGACUGAUGCCUAAAGUGGUCUCCCGUUUGGAAGCACAGGGAUUCCUGUUGUACCAGAAAACCACCAGGAACUCCUACCUGGAGUCUAAGGACGGUCCCGGUCGGCCUUCGUCCAACAUGGACCGCUUCGAGAGGUGUUUCUCGAUCUUUAAACUCACCGAGGAGGAGAGAGGAGGAAUGAAACGGGCGGAUACAGAGAGGGAAAGUGAUGCACAUUCACACACUUCACAUCAGAUCCACACCAGAGGACGCGGCCUCGAGGCAGCUGAUGAAGAUGAAGGUGUAGCGGAGGAGCGCUCAAAACCUGCAGGACGCAAGCGGUGGCGAGCUGUGAGAGUGGACCUGGUCGUCUCGCCGAUCAGUCAGUUUGCGUUCGCUCUGCUGGGCUGGACCGGAUCCAAAUUGUUUGAGAGAGAGCUGCGACGGUGGGCGGGGCACGAGAAGUCCAUGUCCCUGAGCAGCCACGCUCUUUAUGACAGCAAACAGAGUCGGUAUCUGAGAGCGACGUCUGAGGAGGAGAUCUUCUCUCAUCUUGGUCUGGAGUUCAUUCCUCCAUCUGAGAGAAACGCCUGAGUCUACCUGAGGAGGGACGAGAACACCUGGAACCACCGGGAGGUAAAAGGGAGGCUAACGUAGCUCACCUGGCUGAGAGGCAGACCUGCUUUUAAACACUUCAAGGGUGACGGCACUGAUGACGGUGGUCCAAAGGGGCAUCACGGCUUUUUAACCACAUGUUUGAACCUUUGAAACAGAGACUUUUGGAAACGCCGUUUUAACCGUCUUUUAAUGUGACAGUGCCCCGAGGUUCUACUUUAAAUCUUCAGUCAGAAACAAAAAGAAAACAAUGCUCGCUAAAAAAUGUUUUAAUUGCGUUUUUAAAAAAAGCUCUUCAUUCUAAAAGUGCCUUUUUUAAUCAAGACCGCACGUCUCUUUUAUUUUUAAAAUGUAUUUAUGGCUGUAUCUGACUAAAAUGACUCAAAUAACCUCAAAGUCAGUAAAGUAGCCGUCAUGUUCUCUGUGUUGUUCUCUGAUGUGCAGACUCUUGUAAACUGAACACGAUUAAUAAUAACAUAAAAUCAAUCAUGCUUAAGAUAGAUAGAUAGAUAGAUAGAUAGAUAGAUAGAUAGAUACUUUAUUGAUGCAGAGGGCAAAGCAUCC